Messenger RNA from Chaetomium strumarium, 5987 nucleotides. RefSeq lists its product as uncharacterized. The coding region runs from base 343 to 5565 and encodes 1740 amino acids. Gene Ontology annotation, cellular component: endoplasmic reticulum membrane. The transcript has a single exon. The record is from RefSeq and is a predicted model, not a curated record. NCBI's taxonomy places the organism in Eukaryota, Fungi, Ascomycota, Sordariomycetes, Sordariales, Chaetomiaceae. Gene Ontology annotation, molecular function: zinc ion binding.
UGGAACAACUUGCCACUGGGCUCUUUUAUUCCAGACACAUUAAAUUAUCCUGUCGUGCAUUGCUUGGCUGUCACGAGUUGCUCCGCCCGAACAACAGUUGUUCUCAUUCCCACGCACCGCCGGAAUCAGUGUCUAUCUGCGAAGCCCUCACAAGUGCUUUCGUGGUGCUGUUGCUCUUCCCGCUUCCCACCCUCCGUUCCCUCCGUUCGACUCAGGCUGCUCAGCCAGAAAACAAGCCCCACACUGCUGCGGACUCGAUUUCUUUGCUGAUGAGGUAACAUCUCCGACAGCUUCGACGUCAAUGGCGUAAGCCAGCCCCUUCGCUCGACGACCCAACCCAUCAUGGCCGACUUCCAACCCGAUCCCUUUCCGGUCGCGGACCCGGUCCGCUUCCCCAACACGCGACGCCGCGCGUCUGGCUCGGCCAUGAACGGCUCGACGUCCCGCUCAGGUCCGGCCGACAUGCCAUUGGCCUCGGAACCAGACACCUGCCGCAUAUGCAGGGGCGAGGGCUCGCCCGACGAGCCGCUCUUCUACCCAUGCAAAUGCAGCGGCAGCAUCAAGUACGUGCACCAGGACUGCCUGAUGGAGUGGCUGUCACACUCGCAAAAGAAGCACUGCGAGCUGUGCAAGACAUCCUUCCGCUUCACCAAGCUCUACGAUCCGAACAUGCCCAAAGCCCUGCCGCCUCACAUCUUCCUCCGGCACACGACUAAGUACCUGAUCCGGAACAUACUCGUCUGGCUGAGGGCCGCGUUGGUGGUGAGCGUGUGGCUGGGCUGGCUGCCGUAUCUGAUGCGCUCCGUCUGGUCGUUCCUGUUCUGGAUCAGCGACGAGGGGCUCGGCAGCCGGCCAGCCGCCUUCGGACCGAGCGGAUCAACCGCUGACGGGAUCGGCGUGCUGUCCGGCACCAACGUGUGCCCCUCAAGCCCGCUCUUCGCGGCGACCACGACCGUCGCGACAAUCGGGGGCGUCCUGGACAGCCUUCCGCCAGAGUCGGCCAAGCUCGUGCGUGGCUUGUACGGCAUCAACCUAACCUCGAGCGACCCCAUUUACUCCACCAUCCUGCGGCUCCUGUUCGGCACCGUCGGUUUGACCGAGAAGCCUGGCGCCGUGGCCGCGAAUGCCAGCCAGGCGCUCACCAGGCUGGCGUCGAACUCGACGAUCCCGACCCGCCCCUCGCUGUUUAGUGAGGUUGACUUCCUCCGAAACCUUACCAGGCAUCCCUCCAUCAACCGCGUCGUCAUCGCCGUCUUAGAGGGCCAAUUCAUCACCGUGCUAGUCAUAGUAAGCUUCAUCCUCAUCAUCUUGGUCCGGGACUACGUUGUGCAACAGCAGCCCGAGAUCAACAUGCGCGCCGCCUUUGCCGCCAUCCAAGACCAGCCACAGCCACAGCCGCAGCCAGCUCCGGCACAAGCAGGCCCGGCUGAGGAAAGACCGGCGGAAGCAGUCCCGGAGCCGGCUGAAGCAGAAAUAGCCGAAGAAGCCGAAGAGGGGUCCCAGUACGAAGGAUUGGCGGCUGAAUACGAUACGGACGAUGAAGCGAGCGAGCCAGAAGACCUGGGUAACCCCUCGGCUUCGUACUACCGCGAACUGGAGCCCAUCGCUGGCGAGUCCUCGACAGCAGCGGGCCGCCACAGUCAGGAACGAGAGGCAGACCUGAGGCAGCAGAUCGCGCAGGAAAUCGAUAGAAGAGCGACGGAGCGCUUGACAGACGAUGCUAGGUCAACGGUCAAUGAGUAUCUCGACAUCUAUCGCGAGGCAGGCGGCGAUCCGGCGCAGAUCCUUGAGAUCGCGAGAGAGCGGCGCUUGGAAGAAAGGCUGGAUUACUGGAUGCGGCUGACCAGGUCGAUGAUGAUCCGACAGCAGCAGGCCGAGGCUGCUGAGGACCAGGCAGGAACUGCGGCAGGGCCUUCGGACACAGCAUUCGCGGGCGAGGAAUGGGAACAGCGCGGGAUCUUCGAGGAUAGUGCCGAGCCGGCGGCGGCCGCGGUGGAGGAUAUGAUAUUCGUCGAUUCGUCGUCUGGGCCAUCCGGCUUUGCAGACCAUGGAGAAGAUGGCUCCAUCUCACAGGGAAAAGGAAAGGCCAAGCUUGACGAGGUUGAGGCGGCCGAGAGCUUCCCCGUUCCCGGCCCCCUGCGGCCGAGGGCGAACACGGAUGGCCCUCAGAUCAGCGGUGGAAUUAACCCAUUGGCCAAUAACAGCUGGUCAUUCACCGACCUUCCACCCCCGGGAUGGGAAGAACCCGCGGCGAGCGGUGAUUCAGUGACUCCGAAGUACAAUACAGCUACUACACAGACUGACGAACCGUGGGAUGGCUCGUAUGGUUCCCAAGCUACAGACCGGGCCGAGGCGGGAACAGACGUCCCGGACGGACCCGUCCAGGGCCCCCUCCAGGCGCACGAGAUUGGCCCUGUCCACGCGGAAGCGCCGCCCCGCCGCGAGCCGGCGGGCCUUGCUGACAGGAUCGCCGACUUCAUGUGGCGCGACGUGGACAACAUCGGGCCCAACAACCUAGGUCCCGUCAACUUCUUCUGGGACUUCCCGGAAAUCCCCGCUGACGAAGACGACCACGAGAACGUUCCGGGCAACCAGGCAGAAGGAGACCACGAAGCCGCCGAGGCGGCGGCGGCGGCGGCAGCGUUGGACGCGGAGGCCAUCGAGGACGCCGAAGACAUCGAAGGCAUCCUCGAGCUCCUCGGUAUGCGCGGCCCGAUUGUGGCCCUGUUUCAGAACGCCAUAUUCUGCGCCUUCCUCGUGUCCAUCACCAUCUUUCUCGGCAUCUUUGCGCCAUACAAUCUGGGCCGUGUCGCCAUCUGGGCGGUGGCAAACCCUAUGCAACUCGUACGGAUGCAGUUCAGCGCGUUCAAGUUCAUCCAGGACUGCGGCGUGCUCGUAUUAGGCGUCACAUCGUCAACGGUAUCAGAAUCUAUCCAUGCCCUGGGCCGCGUCUUGGGGCUGGCAUCUGUUGCCAACUAUACGCGGGUAUUCUCGAACGCGUCUUGGGACAUGGCCGCCAGCGCAGCAAACAGGAUCGCCGGCGGCUUCGCUGAACUGCCGCCUAUCUUCCCGUCGGACGUGCGCAACUUCUCUGUCAUCAGCCACGAGGCACUGCACACGAUCAAGGCCCACGUCGCCACGGGGUGUUCAAUGCUAUUCGGCGUUCUUGUGUCUCUGUCCGGCGGUGAGUUCAUCGCCAAGUCUAGCGAGGCCCUCGCCGCGGCCGCCAGCGUCGUAGCGUUAGCGUGGGGCGCUUUGAAGGCCUUCUCGACGGCCAUCAUCAACCCGAGCUCUUGGGUCAUCAACCUCGGCGUGCCAGAGCCCACGGGCACCAUCAACGCGGAGCUUGCCUACUGGGGCGGCAUGGACAGGUUCUGGGCGAUCCUGUCGGGCUACGUGACCUUGUCCCUCGUGGCGGGCCUUUACCUGCGUCGCGGGAUCCCCUUCUCCAACAACCAGGCGGCGCAGCAGUGGGAGGCGUCCCUCAUCGACGGACUCAAGCAGGCCAGCGGGGUCAUGAAGGUCAUCCUGAUCAUCAGCAUCGAGAUGCUUGUGUUCCCGCUGUACUGCGGCAUGCUGCUCGACCUCGCGACGCUUCCGCUGUUUGAGGACACGACGCUCAAAUCACGGCUGGUCUUCGCCGUCAACUACCCCGUCACCUCCGUGUUCGUCCACUGGUUCGUCGGCACCGCCUACAUGUUCCACUUUGCGCUCUUCGUGUCCAUGUGCCGCAAGGUUUUCCGCAAGGGCGUCCUGUACUUCAUCCGCGACCCGGACGACCCGGAGUUCCAUCCCGUCCGCGACGUGCUCGAGCGCAGGGUGACGACCCAGCUGCGCAAGAUCGCCUUCUCGGCCCUCGUCUACGGCGCCCUGGUCAUAGUCUGCCUCGGCGGCGUCGUCUGGGGCUUGUCGCUGAUCCUGCCGAGCGUCUUGCCCAUCCACUACUCGUCCAACGAGCCCGUCCUCGAGUUCCCCGUCGACUUGCUAUUCUACAAUUUCGUCAUGCCCCUGGCGGUCCGGUUCUUCCGGCCGAGCGACGGCCUGCACGCCAUGUACACAUGGUGGUUCAUGAGGUGUGCGCGCGCUCUGCGCCUGACAUGGUUCCUCUUCGGACGUCGCGAAGUCGACGAGGAGGGCCGGCUCGUGCUGAAGCCCGACUCGCCCGACCGUAACCUGCCGUUCUGGAGGCGGUGGUUCCUCGAGAUCAAUGUAGAGGACCCGGAUUCCCCCGUGGUCGUGGCGCGGUCGUGGCGCGAGAUCUUACUGAGCCGCACAAACAAGCCGCCCCUGCUCACUGGGAAGAAAGAGCCUGGAACGGGAUCCAACCGCAACUUGAAGCAGCUCCUGAUUGUAUCCGGGCAGAUCAAACCAGAUGGACGGUGGGUCCGCGCCCCCGCUUCCGACCAGGUCAGGAUUCCCAGGGGCGCGAAGGUCUUUCUCCAAGUGAGCGGAAAGAAUAAGCGACUUGACGGGCUUCCGGACGAGCCGGAGACGGACAUCUACUCGACCAAGCAGUACGAGCAGGUCUACCUGCCGCCGCACUUCCGCGCCCGCAUCUUCCUCUUCAUCCUGUUUAUCUGGCUCUUUGCCGCCGUCACGGGCGUCGGCAUCACCAUCGUGCCGCUGGCCUUUGGCCGGUGGAUGUUCCGGCAGCUGAUCCCGGCCGACAUCCGCACCAACGAUGUGUACGCCUUCAGCAUUGGGAUUCACAUUCUCGGCUCGGCAGCGUACGCCGUCUUCCACGCAAGGUCUAUCUACGACUCUCUGAAGCGGGUGGUGAAAUCUGUGGAGAGCGCUCUCCGGCACGGCGCCGUCCAGCUCGUUGUGGGCUGUGUCUUGCGCGCCACACGGGUGGUCUACACGUACUUCUUCGUCCUGGUAGUCUUCCCGCUACUCGCCGCGUCGCUGCUGGAACUCUACGCGCUGGUCCCGCUCCACGAGAUGCGGUACAGCGCCCUGCUCCGGCCGGGCGCCGCAGAGUCACUGGCUGCAUCGGGGGGCGUCAACAAGGAGCUGAACCCGGCGCACACGAUCCGCAUCGUGCAGACGUGGACCAUCGGCCUGCUCUUCCUGCGCCUAGGCCUGCGCAUCGUCAACACCUGGUUCGAAGGGUCGCACGUCGCGAACGCGACCCGAGCGGUGGUCCGCCACGGCUGGCUGAGGCCGGACGUCUCCAUCUUCACCCGCGCGUUUGUGAUCCCGGGGCUGGCCGUCUGGCUGACGGCCGUGACGGCGCCCAUGCUGCUCGCCCGGGCGAUGGUGGCCGACGGCGCGGUUGAGGCGCUCAUGCACGAGUUCGGUGCCCCUCUGAUCGGGAAGGUGCCCGACCAGACCCUGUACGACGCCUACCUGGUGCUGGUGCACCGCCUGAGCUUUCCGGCCAUGACGCUGCUGUGCUUCCUGGGGUGCGCCGUGUGGAGCGCCGUGGGCGUGUUCCGCGGCUGGCAGGUGCGCAUCCGCGACGAGGCGUACCUGAUUGGCGAGCGGCUCCACAACUUUGGCGGAUCGGCGAAUACUAGUGGUGGUGGUGGGCAACGGUGGAGAGCGGGUGGGACGCGGAUAUAAAACUGGAAGGGCUUUGAGAAAUUGAGAAUAGAGAGUUUUGUUUUGCCUUGUCUUGCGUUGUGUGUCGAGACGUAUUUAUCUUUUUGGGUCUGAGCGUUCGCCCUUCAUGCCGAUCCUCCUCUCUCUCUCUCUCUGUUUCUGUCUCUCUCCCUUCCUUUUCUCAAUCAUACUGAUUGGCGUUAUAUGGGCAAGGGGGGUUGAGCAAGGGUGGGCAAGGGGGCAAAGGCGUACACGUGUACUGAGUGGUUGGUUGGAUGGUGGCUAACUAUUGCGCGUUGAAACUUGGGGGGGCUGGCUUUGUUUGAAAGCAUAUGUGUCUUGCUUUGCUACCGAUCGAUCGAUGUAUGUUUUAAUGUCUUGAAUAGGUACCAGGUAGUAACCAUUACGCAAAAACAAUGGAGGCAACUCCGGUACACUAGCGG